CUCUCACUCGCCGCAUUCCCUCCCUCCCACGGCGGGCUCUCAGCAAAGCAUGUCGCUGCAUGUCUCCGCCGGAAGCUCCGCACACCGUCGCUGUCCUUCCCUGCGUGGAUUUUGAAUGCGUUCGCAGUUUACAUUGAUCGACUUUUAGGGGGACACGCGGGUGGACUCUCGACGUCACAGAAGACUCUUCUGCCUCCGCUGCGUCGUCGUCGUAUUUGGAGGAUUGCGUUGGCAGCCACCGGGGAGGGGGGUGACCAUGGGAUUUUACGGCACCUUGAAGCUCAUCUUCUUCAAGAUGAAGAGGAAGUUGGAUCACGGCCCCGACGGCCGAACCUUCUCCUCUGGGAAGAAGCAUUGCAAAGGCAAAGGCCACUUCAGUCCUUCCAGUCUGGUUCCAGCCACGCCCACCACAUUCGGAGACCUCCGUCUGGCCAAUGGACAUUCGGCCCAGCGGCGGCGCGUCACCUCUGGCCCGCCGCCCUCUGGUCUACAGGACUGGCUUCACACGUUUCAGGAUUGGAGCGGUCCCGAGAGGCUGCUGGCUCUGGAUGAGUUGAUUGACAGGUGUGAAACAGGCCAAGUGAAGCACAUGAUGCAGGUUAUUGAGCCUCAGUUCCAAAGAGACUUCAUAUCGCUGCUGCCCAAAGAGCUGGCCUUGUACGUGCUGACCUUCCUGGCUCCCAGAGACCUGCUGCAGGCCGCCCAGACCUGCAGGUACUGGAGGACCUUGGCUGAGGACAAUUUGCUGUGGAGGGAGAAGUGCCAUGAAGAAGGUAUAUCAGAGCGCUCCCCCCCUCGACGCAAAAAGUGCGAGGUGGUUAGCGUGUGGAAAUGGACCUACAUCCGACAACACCGCAUCGAGAACAACUGGAAGAAGGGGGACACGCGGAAGGCGAAGCAGGAGUUGAAAGGUCACGACGACCACGUAAUAACCUGUCUGCAGUUCAGCGGAGACCUCAUUGUCAGCGGCUCUGAUGACAACACGCUCAAAGUGUGGUCGGCUGUCACCGGCAAGUGUUUGCGGACCUUGACGGGUCACACAGGCGGGGUGUGGUGCAGUCAGAUGGCAGGUGCUACGGUGAUCAGCGGCUCCACAGACCGGACGCUGCGGGUGUGGAACGCUGAGAGCGGGGACUGCGUCCACACGCUCUAUGGACACACGUCCACCGUGCGCUGCAUGCAUCUGCACGGAAACCGGGUGGUGUCAGGCUCCCGGGACACAACACUGCGCGUGUGGGAUGUCUCGACGGGCCGUUGCGAGCAUGUGCUGACUGGUCACGUGGCGGCGGUUCGCUGCGUCCAGUACGAUGGUCGCCGCGUGGUGUCGGGAGGAUAUGACUACAUGGUGAAAGUGUGGGACCCUGAGUCGGAGGCAUGCCUGCACACACUGCAGGGGCACACCAACAGAGUUUAUUCACUGCAGUUUGAUGGCGCUUUUGUGGUGAGCGGCUCGUUGGACACAUCCAUCCGAGUGUGGGAUGUAGAGACAGGUGGGUGUGUCCACACACUGACAGGCCACCAGUCACUGACCAGUGGGAUGGAGCUGCGUGACCACAUCCUGGUGUCUGGGAAUGCUGACUCCACUGUGCGAGUGUGGGAUAUCCGGACUGGACAAUGUCUGCACACGCUGCAAGGUCCCAACAAGCACCAGUCGGCGGUGACGUGCUUGCAGUUCUGCAGAGAUCUGGUUCUGUCCAGCUCGGAUGAUGGAACGGUGAAAUUGUGGGAUCUCCGGACCGGUGCUUGGCUGCGGGAUGUGGUGGCACUGCAGAGUCGGCAAUCGGGUGGCGUGGUGUGGCGCAUCAAAGCCUCGGACACUCGAUUGGUAUGUGCUGCUGGCAGCAGGAACGGGACAGAAGGGACCAAACUGCUGGUGCUGGAUUUUGACUUGGAUGACAGACAGACAGACCCAAAGAAACAGACCGAGUCGGACAAGGAUGACGGAAAAGAGGAUAUUAUUUACUAAGAACUGACCAGCCUACAUCUUUAACCAAAGUCUGGGGCGGCAGCGAACUUGAACGUGGCCGUUUGAUAAAGCUAAACAUUUCCAUGACAACAACUGAAUGUCGGGGGGAUGAAUGUCGCGAGAGAGGCAGUCCUUAUUGCUGCUAGCCAAUGAGGCCCUUAACACUGAUCUUAUCACGGUUGCUAUAGCAACAGACCUCAUUUUGCAUCAGUGUUGUUCAGCGUAUUUUGCAGUGUGUGGAAGUUAAACAAGUUGGUGGACGAGAUCGUUGGGGAUAAUUCCUGUCAUUGGGUCUCUCAUCAAUCACCUAUUUGCACAUACAAUACGUGGCCAAACACAACAAAAUAUGUUUUUCAUCCAGUGCUAACUAAUUUAUUUUCUAUCCCAAAAAUUACUGAUGACUGGUUUUAGAUGACCACUGAAAAUUAUGAUUUGGGACUUAAUUAUCUGAACAAUGAACACCAAAUAAAUCCACAAAUACAAUACUGAAGUUUUUAAGGAGAGAAUAGGAUAGAUAAUUAAAAAACAAUUUCUCUCUACCAGGUAUGAAGCUGAUGGGAUGUGUUGCCAAGCAACACCUCCAACCAUUUGGUGGAUGUUUGGAGUUUGCCCUAGCAACAGGUGCUAUCUGUGCACGUUUUCAUCUCUGGAUGUUGGGUGGUGCAUGUGUGUGAUCGUGUAAGAUAAUGUAAAUUGCAAAACAAAGGGUGUACAUAUUCUGAUUUUCUAUUUGGGAAAAAAAACUAAAGGAGGAAUGAGGAGCAGAAAAGUGUCAAUAAAGAAAACUUUUGUAAAA
Molecule: messenger RNA, 2762 nt
Organism: Nerophis ophidion (straightnose pipefish)
Lineage: Eukaryota; Metazoa; Chordata; Actinopteri; Syngnathiformes; Syngnathidae
Product: F-box/WD repeat-containing protein 7-like
Exons: 12
Coding region: 257-1966 (569 amino acids)
Biological process (GO): ubiquitin recycling; proteasome-mediated ubiquitin-dependent protein catabolic process
Cellular component (GO): nucleus; cytoplasm
Molecular function (GO): ubiquitin binding
Source: RefSeq, a predicted model, not a curated record